Solea senegalensis (Senegalese sole) is the source of this 761-nucleotide messenger RNA. RefSeq lists its product as uncharacterized. The transcript has 4 exons. NCBI's taxonomy places the organism in Eukaryota, Metazoa, Chordata, Actinopteri, Pleuronectiformes, Soleidae. The coding region runs from base 7 to 693 and encodes 228 amino acids. The record is from RefSeq and is a predicted model, not a curated record.
UUUAAUAUGACGACUGCACGCUUUUUCUUGGGGGCUUCCCUAUUUGCUUUGCUGAUUAUGGACAUAUGCUGUGUCCCUGUUAAAAAAGGUUUUAAAAAAGCAGCAGCAGCAGCAGCAGCAGCACCAGUGUCCAGUCAGUUUUUACCUGCAGAUGAGGAGGAAAUGUCAACUGUUGAGUCCAGUAGUGUUCAGUAUCUGAGUCCACCUCGUCCACCUCCUCCACCUCCUGGAUCAGCAUUCAAGGCAGGAGAACUGUCUCACUAUGAAAACAGCUAUGAGCACGCUGACUACGAAAGGGAGACGGAGGAUCAAGGCUACCUCCCUCCACCUCCUCCUCCAUCCCCUAUGAAGAAGUCCUCUGCUCCACAACUCACCAGUCAACCUCGACCUCUGCCUGGACACUGGAUCUUUUAUCCCUAUGACCACAUGUUCCUGACUAGACAAUAUCUGCCAGGCACACUCACUCACUCCAGCGUCAGCUUUGAGCAAGGCAGAGAUCACUGGCAAGACUCCCACUAUGUGAGACCUUAUCAUGCUGACAACCCUGAUCCUGUCGAGCAGACUGAGCCUGAAGCACCAGAGAGCUUGGAGGAUCCACCUGUGAAGACUGUGUCUGGCUAUGGUCAACCUGCUGUUUCCCAAGGAUCUGCCGAUGACCAAGCAGGACAUUACUUCUCUGGCGGGGUUUACUAAAUGGAUCCCUCCCAUGAAGAUUAUUUUCUGACACAAAUAAAUAUUUAUGUUGGGUAAUGUGACUUUAA